Ailuropoda melanoleuca (giant panda) is the source of this 1609-nucleotide messenger RNA. RefSeq names its product chondrolectin (gene CHODL). NCBI's taxonomy places the organism in Eukaryota, Metazoa, Chordata, Mammalia, Carnivora, Ursidae. The transcript is spliced from 3 exons. The record is from RefSeq and is a predicted model, not a curated record. The annotation marks the transcript as partial.
CUAUUAUUUACAGAGAUUAAUCCAACUUCUCCUGUAGAAAAGACUUAUUUUACAAAUCAACCAGGAGACACCCAUCAAAAUGUGGUUGUUACUGAAGCAGGUAUAAUUCCCAAUCUAAUUUAUGUCGUUAUACCAACAAUCCCACUGCUUUUAUUGAUACUGGUCGCUUUUGGAACCUGCUGUUUCCAGACGCUGCAUAAAAGUAAAGGAAGAACAAAAACUAGUCCAACACAGUCCACACUGUGGAUUUCAAAAAGCACCAGAAAAGAAAGUGGCAUGGAAGUAUAAUAAUUCACUGACUUGGCUCCAAAACAGAAAAUAGCAUUUUCUAAUUCUGGAUCUGCAUCAGGAAUGGCAUCAGAACAUUAGCUUGGAAUGGCUUGAAAUCUCAAAGGAUCUGCAAGGUGAACUGUAAGCUCCCCCUUGAGGCAAAUAUUAAAAUAAUUUUUAUAUGUCUGUUAUUUCAUUUACAAAAUGCGCUGUGCUAAUAAUGGAGUGAGACAUGCUUAUUUCGCUAAAGGAUGUACCCAAACUUCAAGUAAAUGGAAUGGACCGUGCAGAUAAAAUUGCUGUCAGCACAUCAGAGAAGUGGAUGUGUUGAAAGCAGUUAUUUUUGUUUCUGUCACUUUUCAUAAGUUAUAGUUAAUGUAAUGUAAAUUGUACUAAAAUUUACAGUGUGCAAAAAUAUUUUACCUUUACAUACGUGUUUGAUAAAAAUGGACUGUUCUAGUAUUUAUUUUUAUGGUGUUUCAUUUUUCAAUACAUGCUGUUCUGAUUAAAGAAAGGUAUCACUGUUUUCAAACUGAAUCCACACACACAUAGAUCUAUUACCAUAGAAGUUUCUUUUAUAGAAAUGGUUCAUCUUUCAGUUUCUCUGCUUUGAGGUCAGACAAUGUUUAGGAAAUCUUCAGAAAUAUGAAGCUAUUUCAUUAACUGUGGUGUAAAUUUACUCAAAUAUUUUACUUAGAGGCAAGAAUUGUCUAAUUUCAAUUGUGCAAGACAUGUGCCUUACACUUAUUUUUAGUUUAAAAUUCAACAGAUUUUGUAAUAACUUUGUUAAUAGCUGUAUCGAGAAUAUUACACUCAGUCUAGAACAAAACAAAAGUGGUGUAUACAAUAUAAAUCGUAUGUCUUCACAUGUUGCCUAUAUAACCACAAGUAGCUCUCUGAGGGUUCUGGAAUCAAUUUGGUCCCUCCCUUGUCCACAAAACAAAGAUGGUUGUUUGGGGAUGGGGAUUAACACCGGAAGCAGAUGGCUGCAGAGCAGGCCUAAGGUUUUCCCAUAGCUCUAUCAGCCUCUAUCGGCAGGGAAAGUGGUCUCACGGUUGGGACCAGGUAUGUGGUCACCAUCAGUGUGGCAGUAAGCACAGCACACGGAUAUUUCACCAAGGAGAGAAACUAUGAAUUCCUGUGAACAUGGGUUGGAGGGCAUCAGUGAUCAUGUGUUCGUGUUGAGGAUUUGCCUGAGAGAGUGAACUGCGGCUCCUCUUCUCUUCUCUUCUCUUCUCUUCUCUUCUCUUCUCUUCUCUUCUCUUCUCUUCUCUUCUCUAGUUUCUUCAACACUUGUGGCUCCUUCUCGAGAGACUUGUAACUAUCUGGUCUUUAAAUG